Molecule: messenger RNA, 7341 nt
Organism: Sardina pilchardus (European sardine)
Lineage: Eukaryota; Metazoa; Chordata; Actinopteri; Clupeiformes; Clupeidae
Gene: palld
Product: palladin, cytoskeletal associated protein
Exons: 23
Coding region: 205-4893 (1562 amino acids)
Source: RefSeq, a predicted model, not a curated record
GCACCACUCAAGUGGACCUAAACCGGCUAAGGGUACUCUAACUCAUUGCCCGACCAAAAUUAAAAAAAAAAAAAAAAAAAGGAAAGUGUUGGCUGCUGCUCCUCUGGAAAGCGGUGCUUCCUCUUCGCUCGUCUUACUCAAACUACAUUGGAAAAGCUGGAACCGUUACACAGAAAAGACAUUCUGUGGAAAAACCUUUGAAGAAUGCAGGACGGGAGCUGUAAUGAGCCCCUGCCCCACUCUCUGCUGCUGAAGGACUCCGCUGCUCUGGUGGGUGAUGGGGCCAUGUACUCGGACGCCGAUCUCUUCCCGGACUCCCUGGCGGAGCUGGAGGGAGGAGACUGCGACUUCCCGGAGCUCUCGGCCUUCCUCAGCGAGGACGAGAUGAGCCUGAGCCUGGACCUGGCCCGGGAGGCCAUGAGCGACGCCGACGAGCCCGACGAGCCCGACCCCCCCGCCCCGCGCCCCGUCGACCCCGUGCUCCAAGCGCUCCCGACGGUUUUCGUCCCGCCGCCGCCGCCGCAGCCGGCCUUCCCUCAGCCGCCGCCGUACCACGAGGUCGUAUCCCGAGGGCCCUUCUUCCACGAGGCCCCCACCUCACACACCCUCAUCCAGACCCCCGAGUUCAUCACCACCACGUCCAGAAGCCCACAGGGGACUCCGCUGCUCAGGCAGCCCGCUCAGGGGGCUCCCUACAACCCCCCGCUCCCCUCCUCCGCCAACGCGGCGGGCGCUCCUCCUCCGGCCUCUCCGGAGAAGUUCGUCUGCCACAAGGCCAUCACGCCGGUGUACAAGCAGGAGCGCCCGCGGCUGGUCCACGGCGGCCUGGAGCUAAACGAGCGCGCCGCCUCGGCCACCGAGUUCUGCAGCCGCGCCGCCACCUUCAUCGAGGAGCUCUCGUCCAUCUUCAAGGGCCCCAUGCGCCCGGGGGAGCAGCGGCGUCCCGGUGUUUGCGGAGUUGGGAGCAACAGCGUCCGUGGCAUCGGUGCCGGCAGCGUUAGCGUCAGCGGAGGUGGCGAAGAGGACUCCUCCUCGCCCGACAGCGGCUACCUGUCCCCCCAAAGCCACCGGCAGCCGGCGACGGCGGCGCCUCCCUCGUCGGCGUCCUCCACCACCUCCUCGGCCUCCUCCUCCUCCCUCGCCCAGCAGGGGGCGCAUCACAGGAGCCAGGUGAGCCUGGCGCCGGAGGCGUUGGCUAACAGCAGCGGUGGUGGUGGUGGUGGUGGGGUGCCUGAGGCACAGCAGCAGCAGCAGCAGCAACAGCAGCAGGUCGGGGUUGGCAUGUUGGCCGGCGACGGCCUCAUUUCGCCCCCUCAUUUCACCCAGAAGCUGAAGAGCCAGGAGGUGGCCGAGGGAAGCCCCAUCCGCCUGGAGUGCAGAGUGUCGGGGAACCCCCAGCCGCUGGUCAGGUGGUUCUGUGAGGGGCGGGAGCUGCACCACUGUCCCGACAUCCAGAUCUGGCGCGAUGGUGACCUGCACACGCUGGUGAUCGCCGAGGCCUUCGAGGACGACACGGGACGCUACACCUGCGUGGCCUCCAACGCGCUCGGAGCAGACAACACCUCCGCAGAGGUCUACAUCGAGGGACUAUCAUCCUCAGACUCUGAGGGGGAGGGCUCUGUGUCCAAGUCCAAGCAGGGAGCCAUGCCUCAGGUUCAGAAGAAGACGACCUCUGUUUCCCUGACGAUUCGUUCUCCAUCACCCAAAAGUCCAGAGGUUACACCUCACCGCUCCACACUAGUCCAGCCGCUGUCCUUUGCACCACAACGAGUUCAGAGCCCUGUCUCCUCUAUCUAUGGAGCUGAUGGGCUUCUUGCAGCCCCUCCUGUUUUCACAAAGGUGCUGCAGGAUGCCCAGGCGUCCGAGGGGCAGGUGGUGGUGCUGGAGUGCCGGGUGCGAGGCAGCCCCCCUCUGAAGGUGCAGUGGUACAGACAGGGAGAGCAGAUCGAGGACUCGCCUGACUUCCGCAUCCUGCAGAAAAAGCCCCGCUCGGCUGCCGAGCCCGAGGAGAUCUGCACGCUGGUCAUUGCGGAGGCCUUCCCCGAGGAUGGAGGCCUGUUCUGCUGCACCGCCAGCAACCAGUACGGCUCGGUGAACAGCACAGCCAAUCUGACCAUCACGCCAGUGGUGGAGUCGCCCAGCAACGGGGUGUCCGGUGGCAACGACAGCCUCGCGUUCGAGGACAGCCAGCCGUUCCCGCCGCCUCCGCCUCCGCUGCUGCCGCCGGCCACCGAGAUCAGCCUGCUGGAGGUGCCGCCCAAGACCCCGCCCAGCACCGAGGCUUUCCACGUCAACGAGCUGGAGAUCUGGCCGAGGGUGAGCGCACCGCCACCACCACCACCACCACCACCGCCACCGCCACCUCUCCAGGUCCCCGCGGAGGCUGAUCACCACACCGACAGAACCGCCAACGGAACCUUCCAGAAUGGCCAGAGCUCCAGGGAGGACGCUGCGCCUGUGAAAGAGAGCCCGCUGCCGCCGCAGCCCGCCAAAGCCCCCGCUAUCCCAUCAACCCCCUCUCCAGCCAAGGAGGGCCCGCCUCUCCCCAUUAAGCCCAAGCCUAAACUAUCGGAUGAUAUAUCAGAAGACACAGCAAAAGAAAGAAACGCAGAGCAGCUGAAGCAGCUUCGUGAACAGGUCUUAUUGGAGCAGCAGGAAGCAGCCAUUUGGCAGCAGCAGGUGGAACAGGAAGUCCCACCUCCGCCUCUGGAGCAGCAGCAGCAGCAGCAGUCGUCACCGGAAGGCCCGCCUUCGUCUCCUCCUCUUCCUCCUCCUCCCUCCUUCCAGGAGCUGGAGGUCAGCAGCGCCAUGCAGACCAGCACGUUCAACUACGCCCGGCCCAAGCAGUUCAUCGCCGCCCAGAGCCCUGGGGGCAGCAGCAGCGGUGGUGGUGGGGGCGGCGGGGGUCCCAUGGGGGGCUACGCCACGCAGUCCUCCAACUCCUCGGGCUCCAGCCUGCCCUCGCCGCUCUCGCCGCCCAGCGCCCACAAGCCCUUCGGCCGCAUCCCGCUGCCCCCCUACCAGCCACCGGCGGCGGGGCACGGCCUGGCCAAGGCGGGCAGCGUGGAGUCGCCCGGCUCUCCCUCCUUCCCCCCGCCGCCUCCGCCCUUCCUGAGCAGCGGCAGCGCCGGCAGCAGCAGCGUGACGUCGCCCGCCACGGACUUCCCCCCGCCGCCGCCGCCCCCUCCUCCGCCCGUCUCCGCCAGCCCCACGCUCUCCGACAGGUCCUCCCCCUUCACCUCCACCCCGCACUCGCCCGCCAACUUCCUGAUGUCUGUCCUGCCCGCCACGCCCACCAGCCCGUCGGUCAACUCCAUGGGUCUGCCCAAAGGCAACGGCGUCAUUGGCCUCCACAGUGGCUUCUCACGUAAGCCCAGCAGAACCAGUACGCGCAUUGCCACCGACUCCGAGAUCCAGGGCUCCAAAGACAGCCUCAUCCAGGACCUGGAGAGGAAACUGCGCUUCAAAGAGGAGCGCAUGAACGGCCAGAGGUUAACCUAUGAGGAGAAGAUGGCUCGCAGGCUGCUGGGAGCAGACAACGCUGCCACUGUUUUAAAUGUUCAGGAGCAGGAGGAAGAGCCAGUCACACAGGAGAGCAGCUCCACUGAGCCAGAGUCUGUCCCUCAAAAGGAGUACAAGGUGUCCAGCUUCGAGCAGCGCCUGAUCAGCGAGAUCGAGUUCCGCCUGGAGCGCUCGCCCGUGGAGGAGUCGGACGACGACGUCCAGCACGACGAGGACGCGCCCGGCGAGUGCGUGGCGCCCUUCUUCGACUCGAAGCUGAAGCACUACAAAGUGUUCGAGGGCAUGCCCGUCACCUUCUCCUGCAAGGUCAUCGGCGACCCCAAGCCAAAGAUCUACUGGUUCAAGGACGGGAAACAGAUCUCAAAGCGGAGUGAGCAUUAUCGCAUCAGUCGUGACGCAGACGGCACCUGCAACCUACACACAGCCUCUGCAUCACUGGACGACGACGGCAACUACACCAUCAUGGCUGGCAACCCUGCAGGGAGGAUCAGCUGCACGGGCAGGAUGAUGGUGCAGGCGGUGAACCAGAGAGGCAGGAGCCAGCGUUCCACACCCGGACACAUUCGCAGACCCAGGUCCAGGUCCAGAGACAGCGGGGAUGAGAACGAGAACAUCCAGGAGCGCCACUUCCGCCCCCACUUCCUGCAGGCUCCCGGGGACCUGAUCGUGCAGGAGGGAAGACUGUGCCGCAUGGACUGCAAGGUCAGUGGACUGCCCACGCCCGACCUCAUCUGGCAGCUGAAUGGCCAGACCAUCCGCCCAGACUCCGCCCACAAGAUGCUGGUGAGGGAGAAUGGUGUCCACUCAUUGGUCAUCGAGCCUGUCACCAGCCGAGACGCUGGCAUCUACACCUGCAUCGCCAGCAACCGUGCUGGACAGAACUCCUUUAACCUGGAGCUUAUUGUUGCCGCCAAAGAGAUGCACAAGGCCCCCACCUUCAUUGAGAAGCUGCAGAACACAGGCGUUGCCGAGGGUUACCCAGUGCGCCUGGAAUGCCGUGUGUCCGGAGUGCCCUUCCCACAGAUCUUUUGGAAGAGAGAGAAUGAAUCGCUUACCCACAACACAGACAGAAUAAGUAUGCACCAGGACAACUUUGGCUACUUGUGCAUGAUCAUUCAGCCAGCCUUGAAGGAGGAUGCCGGCUGGUACACAGUCUCAGCCAAGAAUGAAGCAGGCAUCGUGUCCAGCACAGCACGACUUGAUAUCCACUCCCAGUGGCAGCAGACCCAAACUCCGAAGCUCAAGAAGGUGCGUCCCUCCGCCAGCCGUUACGCAGCGCUCACGGAGAGAGGCCUGGACGUGAAGGCCGCCUUCUUCCCCGACGCCAGCCCUCUGCCGCCCGGCGGCCUGGUGGAGAGCGAAGACCUGUAGGGUGGGGGCGGUGGAAGCGCUCGCUUACCUGACCAUGUGACCUUUUGACCUUUUUACUGCAGCGCCACCGUCCACAACUCUCUUCCCCCCUUCACCUGUACACCCCCCCCCCACACACACACACACACAUACACACACCCCACCAUAACAAAAAAGAAUCACCCUUAUGAAAAAGAAAAAAAAUCAUUCUCCAAAGAUGUUUAAGGGUGAAUGACUGAUCUGAAAUGCUGAUUCUCAGUCCAAAGGAUGGGUGAGCGAAAGUUGUUGAAGAGGCCGUGGAUGGGAAAUGGCCGACAAGCACUGCCAUGCAAUGAGGUUCCUUUCAGUCAUAGUGGCAGUGCUUUACGACAUAUAACGUCUGUAGCUCUGUCCCAGCAGUGCCUUAAUUGCCAAUCCUUUAUUAUUGUUUGAUAUUAGGCCUGGUGACAUUUUGUUUCUUCCGGGGGGAAGAGGUGCUGUGAGUGCAAAAGUGAGGUCAUAUCCUGCCUCUGCAAUGACUGUUUUUGAUUGGUCUAGGUAGGCCAAGGAAUGCUGAGAGAUGGCACUCAUACACAACACACACACCCACUGUCAAUAAUAAACACACAUACCCGUACACACUUUCAUUGUUCAGAUAAUGAUCUGAAACUCAAAAAAGCGAGAUAACUUGGGUCUUAGCACAAGUGCCUGAGAGACUUUGUAUGCUCUUACUGCAGGAAGAUGGGAUCCAGUCAAAAAACAUAUUUCAUUUGGAAUAACAAAGUAGCAUCUAGUUCUGCAUGUUACCAUGGUGCCAUUUUGAAUACUCUGUAUGUAUUUACUCGAUGUCGUAGUUUUGAUGUAUUUAUGAAGAGGUGGUGGUGGCGGCAAGUUGGGUUGGGGGCUGGAUAGUUCGGUAGGGCAGCCCAUCCCGGAAACAGAGGUGAAAAAUUGUGGAUGAUUUGGAGGGAAUUCGGUAAAAGAGACAAAGGCAAACAGGAAUUAGCCACGGAAACAUCCGCAGGUAGAAGAUCCGAGGGGGAAUGUCCAUGGCUGUCCUGCACUGCAGCACUGGAGUGGUCUCAAGAUGAGAUGGGAAAGGAGACCCCAUACACACAAGCUUCUUUCAUACACCUGCCACAGCAUAGCCUGAGGUGUGGUGACAGCACAUUACAAUUGGUCACUGUGGCCUGAGUAUAGAUUAACGUUAGCGGUUAGCGUACCACCAUGGGUAUUGAAAGCAAUGUUUGGUUAUGUAUUUAGCACGGUAACAUAGAUGUUGCACAAGGCCGGGCCUUAUCUACUUUCUUUUCUCUUCCUUUUACUUUUUUUUUCUGGGUCAGAAGACCUUGAAUCAAAUAAAACUGACAUGUCAUUUUAAUCAUGUGUCACAGAUCUAAAGGAAUGUUGGAUGGCACUGUGUAACUAUGGAAACUGGAGUGAUUGACAAGACAGUGGAAGUUGUUGGUGUGUUAGCAGUGCUGAGAGUUAGAAAACUGGUUUGGAAUGGGUUGAAUUGAGUCUGAAAAUGAAACCUGGAUGCACUGCUUACACGGGAUAGCGUGAAUGGUGAAUGAAAGACAAGAAUGUAGUUUAGCCACUUCAAUGACACAUAGUAAAGGCAAAUAGAGAAAUGGUGCUGAUGAUUGCUGUGAUGAUGAAGAUGAUGAUGAUGAUUAUGAUGCUGAUGAAGAGAAUGGCAAUGGUGGGGUGGGGUACCAGUGAGACAGAGAGGAUCAGAUUAACUGAAAUGAGUAUGAGAAUGACGAUGGAAGGAAUCAAUGUGGUAAUGAAGAAUAGUUCACUUUUUCCAAAUCUUAUACAUAUACUCAAAACAUGACCGUGGCAGACAUGUAUUCAUGCUCAACAAAUAAUAAAAAUUAUUUUUGUAUGAGUUAAAAAAAAAUAUAUAUAUGUGAUUAUGCGCAGUUGCUACCUUCUCCUACCUUUGUAGAUACACUUUGUAGAGAUACGACAAUAAUCCUUUUCAAACUGGUAAAUAAAACAUGCCUGGUCUAUAUUUAAAUCUAUAUUAAAUCUAAUACAAACUAUGUACUGCAUACCAGGUCACUGAGGCCUAUUUCUAUUAUUUAUAUAUCAGUGCAUAUUCAAUUCUGGGGUACUCUUGUUAGAAUUCACUGAAUUUUAUGAGAGUCAUUUUAUAGAGGCAGUUAGGAUAGCAGAGAUGUGCUGAUUCUCACACCUUUAAGUCGAAAUCUCCGUAUCAAGCAUUUAAACAUUAAACAUUUGAUUAUGGUGAUACUUUCACAUUGUAUUUGAAAAGCUAUCUUGUGCCUUGUUUCUCGCACACAGCACAUCUUGCAUUUGCUGUGGGUCACUACACACCAGCCUUGGGUACUCUUACUCUGACAUACUUUUCUCCAUGUUUUUUUUUUUUUUUUCCAAGCCAGUCUGUGCCUGUAUAUGGAUUGUUCUCCUGAUACUAUUUUUGUGUAUGAAUGAUAACAUAAAUAAAAGUCUCUGGAAGAA